AUCCCAUUGCCGUCCUCGAGAGUCCCUAAAAAUGGCCGCCAUAUCCUCAGCAAUGGCCGCCGGCCAGAACUCCGAUUUCCUCGGCCUCCGCCUCGCGUCCACAAGCUCCGAAGCCCGCAAUGCCAACCGCCGCCGUCUCUCCCUCCAGAUUCGCGCCAGCAAGUCGAGCCCCCGCCUUUCCGGCCGCCCCCUCCGAGUGGCUGUCAUCGGCGGAGGCCCAGCUGGAGGAGCUGCUGCAGAAACCCUCGCGAAGGGAGGCGUGGAAACAGUGCUGAUCGAGCGGAAGCUCGACAACAGCAAGCCAUGCGGAGGCGCGAUCCCCCUUUGCAUGGUGGGGGAAUUCGAUUUACCGCUGGAUAUUAUCGAUCGGAAGGUGACGAAGAUGAAGAUGAUAUCUCCGUCAAACGUCUCCGUCGACAUUGGCCGCACGCUGAAGCCCCAUGAGUACAUUGGGAUGGUUCGCCGUGAAGUGCUGGAUGCCUACCUCCGAGAGCGAGCUGCCGAAGCCGGAGCCACCGUCGUUAAUGGCCUCUUCCUCAAGAUGGACUCCCCGCCGGCAGGCUCCGGUGAGAGUGCCACCACCAGAUACAAGAUCUACUACAACGAGUACAACAGCAAAAAGUCGGCAACAGGGGAGAAGAAGGAGAUGGAAGUCGAUGCGGUGGUCGGAGCUGACGGAGCUAAUUCCCGUGUAGCUAAGGAAAUCGGCGCCGGCGAUUACGAGUACGCCAUCGCCUUCCAGGAGCGAGUCAAAAUCCCCGAAGCCAAGAUGGAAUACUACAAAGACAGGGCAGAAAUGUACGUCGGCGACGAUGUCUCGCCCGAUUUCUACGGCUGGGUCUUCCCCAAAUGCGACCACGUUGCCGUGGGCACCGGCACCGUCACUCACAAAUCAGACAUCAAACGUUUCCAAGCCGCAACCCGUCUCCGCGCUUGCGAUAAGAUUGCCGGCGGCAAGAUCAUCCGCGUUGAAGCACAUCCUAUCCCCGAACACCCCCGCCCUCGCAGGGUUCUCGACCGAGUCGCGCUGGUAGGUGACGCGGCCGGUUACGUGACCAAGUGCUCCGGCGAGGGAAUCUACUUCGCGGCGAAGAGCGGUCGAAUGUGCGCUGAGGCGAUCGUGGAGGGUUCGGCGAAGGGCACCCGGAUGAUCGACGAGGGGGAUCUGCGCAAAUACUUGGAGAAAUUUGAUAAGGCGUAUUGGCCGACCUACAAGGUGCUCGACGUAUUGCAGAAGGUCUUUUACCGGUCUAACUCGGCGCGGGAAGCGUUCGUUGAGAUGUGCGCCGACGACUACGUGCAGAAGAUGACGUUCGAUAGUUACCUUUACAAGCGCGUGGUGCCCGGAAACCCGUUGGAUGAUCUCAAGCUCGCCAUUAAUACUAUCGGGAGCUUGGUUAGGUCUAGCGCGCUGAGGAGGGAGAUGGCUAAGAUUACUGCGUGAGAGGUAUGGUUAGAUUUAUAUAUUCCUGUUGUUUGUGUUCUUUCAGUAUCAAUAACUGUCAUGGGUGCAUGCCCUAAAACCCAUUGUAAGUUGUAGGAAAUGGGUGUUUUAAAAUAACUACAUAAAAUUUAAAUGAUUUCAAAGAUUUGUGUUUUUGGGAUAA
Molecule: messenger RNA, 1607 nt
Organism: Dendrobium catenatum
Lineage: Eukaryota; Viridiplantae; Streptophyta; Magnoliopsida; Asparagales; Orchidaceae
Product: geranylgeranyl diphosphate reductase, chloroplastic
Exons: 3
Coding region: 32-1444 (470 amino acids)
Biological process (GO): chlorophyll biosynthetic process; photosynthesis
Cellular component (GO): chloroplast thylakoid membrane
Molecular function (GO): oxidoreductase activity, acting on the CH-CH group of donors, NAD or NADP as acceptor
Source: RefSeq, a predicted model, not a curated record